AAUGUUCUCGCCAUGUUUUCUAACAUUUCGCAAAUACAAAUAAUUUUGGUAAUUAUGACCGACCUAAAAUAACAGGUGCUUGGUCAGAUUUUACUUUGGACAGUGAGAAAAAAAAUAUGCAUGUCUCUUUUUAUAUGUCUAUUGAGUCAUGUGCCCCAAGUGGUGGUGUUAAAAACAAUUAAAAAAUUUCUUUACUCAAGUUUUUUUCUCCACACUGAUUAAAAACAGCCAAUUAAAGUCCUAAUUCUUUAAAAUUACAUAAGAUUACUGCAGCAAAAUCAGAUUUUUUUUUAGGGCUUUUUACACCGAGGUGACCAUCUCCAUGACUAAAAAGAUUAAAAAUGGUUGCGACAAUCAACGAGGAUUACAUCUAUUUUCAACUUGCUCUGAACUGUGUUUCACUUCAAUGAAAGCAGUUCAUUCGGCUCUUUCCGUGAAUUAAUGUCUGUGCAAUUAUCUCAUGACACUAGGUGGCAUCCGACAGCUGCAGUUAGGGACUUCUGACUGCCCAGUCUCUCCAUAGCCAGAAGUGUUUGCGUUCAUUUAGGAAAUAAUGGGCUUUCCUUUAAAAAAAAAUAAAAAAAAUUACAUCUGCUGCAGAAAGGAGAUGCGCUUUGACAGCAUGUGUUGCAGCUAAAAAAAAGCCAGAACAAGUGCACACACUAACACACCCGCAACAGUGAAAGAACGGAGGACGGACGAAGGUAUAUGGACGCCCCCGUAUUAUGCAAAUCCCAAGCCCCCGCACAGCUGCUGCCAGGCCGGCCAUUCCUCGCGAUGACUCCGCCCCUCCCUGAGUCUACGUAACCAAGCCGCGGUGACGUACGGAUGCCUCUCUUUCCUACACUCUGCAAAGCAUCAUCAAAAUCACCAUCCAUCAAGAACCGAUUCAUCCCCCUCAUGCUCACCCCCUCCUCCUUUCUCUCUCUCUCCUUUCUCUCUCUCUCUCCUCCUUCGUUGUCUUUUUAAUGUAACUUCUGGAUGAUCGGGAGAGCAGGGAGCGUCUGGAGAGCCUGGUCCGGUGACUCCAUCUCUGCUGAAAGAUCCACUCGCAAGGCAUUCUGCUCAUCAUAGCUGGACACACGGACUGGAGGGGAUCCGUUUGUGGAAUAACGCCGCGCUUUCCUGUGGAUUUCAGUUAUGUUGAUUUUUUUUUUUACCUCCUGGAUGUUGGAGCGCAUCAGACCGCUCUGAGUGAAGCGGUCUUCUUGGAUUUUCAACGACUGUUUAUUUUAGUCUCACAUUAUUAGUAGUGUUGCACCUCGGUGAUCCAAUGAAGGCAGUUUCAAAGCAUCUAAUGUGACUAUAAUUUUUGUUAAAAAAAAAAAAAUGUCGGAGUUUCUUUAAGAGAUUAAAAUCGCGUGUGUUAAAAAUUUCGGUAAAAAAAAAAAAAAAUUAAAGUUGCUUGUGCAAAGUUUUGAAGACUGUCGGUAUGGCUAUGGUAGCGUGGAGAACCACGGAGGGCGUCGGGGACUCCCAGGGGACUCUCUCCUCCCCGGUGUCCCAAGUGGCACCUCUGUCUCUUCCCGGUGAACUGACGGGACACAUGAACUCAGCGGCCUCUCUGGAAAUACCCCAGGCAGGAGCGGCUCAGGGAGCACCGCCGCCCAAUCUAUCCGGCGCUUCCGCCGCGUCCACUUCCACUACCACCUCCUCCACGAACAACAACAGCACCUCCUCUUCUUCCUCCUCUUCUUCCUCCUCUUCCAUGGACAAACAGCAGAGCCAGCAGAUCGAGUGCAUCGUCUGCGGGGACAAAUCCAGCGGGAAGCACUACGGACAGUUCACGUGCGAGGGAUGUAAGAGCUUCUUCAAACGCAGCGUCAGGAGGAACCUGUCGUACACCUGCAGGGCCAACAGGAACUGUCCCGUGGACCAGCACCACCGCAACCAGUGCCAGUAUUGCCGCCUCAAGAAAUGCCUCAAAGUCGGCAUGAGGAGGGAAGCCGUGCAAAGGGGCAGGAUACCUACGCAGUCCUACCACGGCCAGUUCGCGCUGACUAACGGGGACCCUCUGCAAUGCCACUCCUACUUGUCCGGGUACAUCUCCCUGCUGCUGCGGGCCGAGCCCUACCCGACCUCCAGGUUCGGCUCCCAGUGCCUGCAGAACAACAACAUCAUGGGGAUUGAGAACAUCUGCGAGUUGGCGGCGCGGAUGCUCUUCAGCGCCGUAGAGUGGGCCCGGAACAUCCCGUUCUUCCCGGACCUGCAGGUGCCGGACCAGGUGGCCCUCCUCCGCCUCACCUGGAGCGAGCUGUUCGUGCUGAACGCCGCCCAGUGCUCCAUGCCCGUCCACGUCGCCCCGCUGCUGGCCGCCGCGGGCCUCCACGCGUCCCCGAUGUCCGCCGACCGGGUGGUAGCCUUCAUGGAUCACAUCCGGGUCUUCCAGGAGCAGGUGGAGAAGCUGAAGGUGCUGCAGGUGGAUUCAGCGGAGUACAGCUGCAUCAAGGCCGUCGUGCUGUUCACCACAGACGCCUGCGGCCUGUCGGACAUGGCCCAUGUGGAGAGCCUCCAGGAGAAGUCCCAGUGCGCGCUGGAGGAGUACGUGAGGAGUCAGUACCCCAACCAGCCCAACCGGUUCGGGAAGCUGCUGCUCCGCCUGCCCUCGCUGCGCACCGUCUCCUCCUCGGUCAUUGAGCAGCUGUUCUUCGUGCGUCUGGUGGGGAAGACGCCCAUCGAGACGCUGAUAAGGGACAUGCUGCUGUCCGGCAGCAGCUUCAGCUGGCCGUACAUGCCCAUCCAGUAGGCAGAAGGCUACAAUGUUACAUCUCCAAUCGAGUGAUUUGGGGUUUUUUUUGUUUUGUUUUGUUUUUUUUCCCCAUGUAACCCAAAAUUUUCUGCCAGAGGAAUGAGAUUAUUUAAAGGUUAAAAAAAAAAAAAAAACAUCAUGGAAUUCUACUAAUUAAUAUCAGCGGUCUGCCUUAUUUUACAAAAAGGGUCCUGAACGAAAUGAAGAACAGGAAAUGAUUUCAAAUCACAGACAAAAUAAAAAAAAACGAAACACGACACAAGUUGACUGCUUAUUUUGGACUGUUAUUUCUUUUCUUUUUUUUGUAAUUGUGACGGUGUAUGGACGCUUUAACAAAACGAUAUUUAUUGGACCUGUGUGUAUAUUUAUCGUGCUUGUAAAUUAUGUUUCCGAUCCUUUUGCUUUCUAAAUGUUGCGUGUGUCGUUUUUUGCCCACGGUCAAUGAGGAAACUGCAGGGAGCCUCUCGUGUGUGUUGAUCUGUUUAUUUCUAAGUUUUUUAUUUGAUUUUUGUCUCUGUUCUUGUUGAUUUCAUACCUUCCAGAAAAAAGCACUUUGGACUCAGUGAAAAAUGGAAAUAUUUACAGCAUUUGUUUUGAACCUUCCACACUAAAGCUCUGACUUAGUGGUUAAUUGUUUUGUCAUGUCCUGGUUAUGAAAUUGUUCUUUUUUUUUAAGAGAGAGAUUACUCCUUUCUUUUUUUAUUUACAAAAAUAUUCUCUUGUAAAAAAAAAAGAAUUGUAGAUACUUCUUGGCCAAAUUUCCUCAUUCUUCUUUUCACGAUUGUGCAGAUAUGACUGUUUGCCUUCUGUGACGAUGUUAAAAGCGGCUCAUUUCUUUUGGGUUUUAGCAGAUAUGUUCAGUUUGCUCCUGAGAUGUUGCGGCUGAGUGAGGCUGACUGUCAGGAAGCUGCCGGGUAUUUUUCUACUCAGAGGGGUUUACGCUCAGACCCCACUCCCCGUCACGUUUAUUUCACUCACACACAAAAAAGAAAAAAAAAAAA
Poecilia reticulata (guppy) is the source of this 3750-nucleotide messenger RNA. Its product is annotated as nuclear receptor subfamily 2 group F member 1-B-like. Gene Ontology annotation, biological process: regulation of DNA-templated transcription. NCBI's taxonomy places the organism in Eukaryota, Metazoa, Chordata, Actinopteri, Cyprinodontiformes, Poeciliidae. The record is from RefSeq and is a predicted model, not a curated record. Gene Ontology annotation, molecular function: zinc ion binding; sequence-specific DNA binding; DNA-binding transcription factor activity.